Fimicolochytrium jonesii is the source of this 2424-nucleotide messenger RNA. RefSeq lists its product as uncharacterized. The record is from RefSeq and is a predicted model, not a curated record. Bases 173 to 2251 code for a protein of 692 amino acids. NCBI's taxonomy places the organism in Eukaryota, Fungi, Chytridiomycota, Chytridiomycetes, Spizellomycetales, Powellomycetaceae. The transcript is spliced from 9 exons.
CACUGUUUUGUAGUUCUCCCUGGACAUGGAAACGUCUCCGUCGAAAUCCCGUGUGGCGUCGCUUUCCGUCCGAAACUCUGGACGUGCGGUCAAUCAGGCCGUCGGCCUCUCGAUUGAAGCUGGGACUGGGAAAGUGCCGUGAAUGCGAAGGAACAAGUAAGCGUUGGCAAAGAUGAUGCGACCGCCAGUCAAGCAGGCGGUGCUGGCGUCUAGAUCACGGCUGCCGGACGCCCAAGCAGGAGCACAAAGUCGCUCCCAAAAGGAAAGAACUCAGGCUCGAUCGACGAUCCAACAACGCAAUGUAGCUUCCGUAAAGACUUGGGAAAAGUCAGUUGGACCAAGUACUCGUCCGUCGCCACCAGAACGCCUUCUCCGACCACCACGGACGGGUUCGCGGAUCCCGGAAGGCAAAGCCAUCCCGAGACCGUCUAAUACGUCGAGUCGGUCUAUUGGCAAAGGCUCCCCUGGGAAGCUGGCUAGGUCUGCCGUCUCGCCAAAGCUCGUCGAUGCUACCAACAUCCAUCGGUCAGAAACGUCACCAGCAGCGGCGAAGGGAUCUCCUUCCUCACACGUAGAGGGCAAAACACCACCGCUCCGCCGCUCGAGUGUAGGGCCCCUGACUGGUGGAACAGUGUCGUCCCCAUACUCACAUGGGUCAACGCCGCGAUCUACGAUUUCAUCAAAUCCCAGUACACCCUCACGAAAACCAACCGUUGAUGCCAGUCACAAAGGCACAUCGGAGGGUGAGUCACCGUCUUCGAAUGAUGCAGCCGGUGCAAAAGUCAGCAGCUCGCCGCAUAGGUUGAGCACAUCACAUGAGGGCCAGUCUACGGAGACGGAGGUUGCAAAGCCGAAAGUGAGAGUGGUGGCGUCGCGGUAUAUGGCCGCCCCUGCGCCAAAUUCGACCGUGUCAAAAUCAGCCCCCGUGGAGAUCACGACGAAAGCCACGGCGUUUCUUGGAUCGAAAGAAAAUGUAGCCCCAAAAAGACAGUUGGGGGUCACGGCGGCGUCGCGGCCGAAUGCCCAUGGGAAGCCAGUGACGACGGCCGCUCCUACGGGAGCAACAGACGCCGCGGAGCGACGAAGAGCGCUUCUGGCGGAAUAUAAGCGCGCAAAUGCCUCGGCGGCCGCAACGCCAAUGAACCGACCUGUGAAAGCUGUGAAAACCAUCGAACAUGCACAAAAGUCGACUCUCCGGCCCCCAACAACGCACUUGUCAGAUGUUGCCAGUAAGACGGCACCGCGGACUCUACGGGUGACGGGAAGAACCGUGCCUUCCCGCGUGCUGAGGACUCGGAAGCCUGCAGAAAACGGAGACAAUUCGAAUUCACAGCAUGCGCCGGCGAAGUUGAGCCAAGCUCGAGCGAGUGCGCAAAUGCUGGCACAAGCCGCUGCUGUACCCUUGCCUACAUCCCCGAACGUUCCAGCCCGCACUAUCGUCCGGCCGCCGCCAGCCCGGCAGAAGCAUGCCGUAUCACAGGACUUGGCGAGAGCUGCUGAGAUACCCUUGCCUCCAUCACCAGCACACUCGACCAUCACUCGAACCGAUAUCCAUCGCCCGCCACCACCUCAGACACGCUCGACCCCCGCAAUCCCGGACGAUUUAACGCUGGCGUUGCAGGCUAGGUUCUUGCAGUGGCAAUUAAUCCUGGCGAAGAGCCAAAACGCUUUUGAGAAGCAGAAGGAGCAAGCUGAGUCGCAACUCUAUCGAGCAUGGCAAAGAGUCAUCCAGGCGAGGGAAGAAGUAUUCAAGGAAGAGCUGGAGCUUCGACAAAUGGAGGAAAUUGUGAAGAUCAUGGAGCCAUUACAGCAGCAGGAGGCGGCUCUAGCAGAAGCAGUGCUGGCGCUGGAAGCUUUCGAUCAGCCAGUGUAUCAACGAUUGGCGCAUGGAGUGCAGAAACGAGCUGCUAGAUUGCAUUUGGACCCAAGCGUUACGAUAUCUGAUCCAGAGGAACUACGUGAUGUAAUUGAUCAAACGUCAAAUCUGCUAACGUCGGCUAUGCAAGAUUCGGACGAGGAAGCUGCAAAGAUCGCCAACCUCGCAUCAGCUCUCACACGCUUCUCAUCCACCGUCAACGACACGACGGCCCAGUUACAGGAAUGCCAGAGCCUCGCAGCACAGCUAGCCCGGUUGCAAAAUGUUGAGCAGAGCUACCGCAUUGGACAUGAGCAGUUGAAGGACACUAAUAUGGGUGAUGGGAAGACUUUUGUGGCGUAUAGGAAGAGGGGAUUGGCCUUAGAUUGGCUUUGAUGGAUUAAUGGAUUUGCGCCUGUUGAUUGUCUUGAUUACGCUUUUCAGGCGUUGGUUCCUGUAAUGCCAUCUGCGGUUUUGAAAGUGUUCGAUACUCGGAUUGGACGGGUUUGAACCAGCCUUUCUGAAACUUCUUGGGCACCCGGUAUGAAUGUGUUCGGUUUGGGAAAUGG